AAUACCAGGUCGUCGGGAUGCUCCGACUGACGUCGAGGUGCCUAAGUUGAUCAGAAACUGUACACAAGUACGGGAGCUCGGCUACAUGCAUGGUUGUAAGGUUGGGUUGUUAUUGUCCCCCAUAAAACUGUACGUUACAAGUCGACGAAAUUCGAAUAUUUGAUUUGAUGUGAAAAGUUCCGUUCGUUCGUUUUUAUUGCGGUGCGUUUGUCCUUUUUUAAAGUGUUGGAACAAUGUGGGGGAAAGUUUGAGGGAGGAGGUUUUUCAAGAAUCAACAUCUUGAAAUUAUUUGGAAACCAAGCGUAAAUUGGCUUGAAAAAAAUUGAUCCUUGAACUAGGGGAAUAGAAUUUCUUGAGCUUGCCAUAGUGGAAAUUACUCUUAUAAGUACGAUAUUCUGACAACUACAUGAAGAAUCUGCUACUAUUUAAAAUCACCAUUUAUAUCCAACAUCAUCAACUAUAAGCAUAAUAAAACAUUGGGUUAAUUUUGCCCCAACGAAAGUACAGUGAAAUGAGAACCAACUGGAGUCCCACGAUAGUUUAGGAAGCAGAGAAAGUCCUUGCAAAUCAUGCUCAUCAAGGAAUAUCGUAUUCCUCUACCAUUGACUGUAGAGGAAUAUCGUAUUGCACAGCUGUAUAUGAUAGCUAAAAAAAGUAGGCAAGAAAGUAGUGGUGCUGGAAGUGGAGUAGAGAUAUUGAUCAAUGAACCUUAUGAAGAUGGACCUGGUGGAAAAGGAGGCCAAUACACUCGAAAAAUUUAUCAUGUGGGAAGUCAUCUACCAGGAUGGCUAAAAGGUAUUUUGCCUAAAAAUGCACUUAUGGUUGAAGAGUCAGCAUGGAAUGCAUAUCCUUAUACAAAAACAAGAUACACCUGCCCAUUUAUAGAGAAGUUCAUGCUUGAAAUUGAAACCUUUUACUAUCCAGAUAAUGGUCACCAGGAAAAUGUAUUUAAGUUAAAUGGAUCGGAUCUUCGGAAUAGAAUUGUAGAUACGAUAGAUGUGGUGAAAGAUCAGUUGUAUGGUGCAGAAUAUGUGAAAGAUGAAGAUCCAAGUGUUUUUAUAUCCGAAAAGUUUGGUAGGGGCCCGUUAAAUGAAAAUUGGUUGGAUGAAUAUUGGAAAGAGGUCCAAGGAAAACCUCAACCCCUUCCUAAUGGAAAAUCACUAAUGUGUGCCUACAAAUUAUGUAAAGUUGAAUUCAGAUAUUGGGGAAUGCAGACAAAAAUAGAGAAAUUCAUUCAUGAUGUUGCUUUACGAAAAACGAUGUUAAGAGCACAUAGGCAAGCAUGGGCUUGGCAAGACGAAUGGCAUGGUUUAUCAAUGGAUGAUAUCAGAGAAAUUGAAAAACAAACUCAACUUGCUCUUAAAAGGAAAAUGGGUCAAAAUGAAGAUGAUAAUGAUUAUGAUGAAGAUGACAAUCUAAAUAAUAGCACACAAAAAGAAGAUACUGGAAAAACCUUAGCGGCUACAUUUGGUAGUAUAGAGGUUAAUGAAGAUAGCCCUGUACCUUCGAAAAAAAAGGAUAUACCAGUUAUUCAGACAGGUAGUUCUGAUGGAGAACUCAGUAAUGAUGAAGAUCAUCCCACAACUAAGGUGCCUUCAAAACGUGAUGAAAAAUGGCAAUGCUCAAGGGAUUUGCAUUCCCCAAGUUCUUCAUCAAUUAAAAGUUUCGAUUUACAAGUGGCCAACUGGAGGAUAGAGAGCUUAGGCAGAGAAUCUGAAUCAAAUUCGGAUGAAGAAUUUUUUGAUUGUGAAGACUCGACCUCGUUAGCGAAAUGGAGUUCGUUAGAUUGUGUCACUGGAGAAGAUGAAGCUACUUCUCCUUCAGUCGUGGUGGAGCAAAAUGAUGAUAGUAUAUUUUCGCAGUCAUAUCUACAAAGAGUUGCUAGUGAGAGAGGAUCUAGAAAACUACUGCAGAGGAACAAAGUGAAUUCUCUAGACGCCAGCUUCACAGAUCCCCCAAGUGCGGCUCAAGCACAUGUUUCUUGUAACACAACAGUAUUAUUAUUGGUUAUGCAUGCUGGUAGUGUAUUAGAUGCUAAUGUGGAUAUGACGGCAAAGAAAUCAGAUGUAACAACACUUAGAGGUGCUUUUGAAUCGGUGAUGCGACAACAUUAUCCGUCUCUUAUUGGUCAUAUAGCAAUACGUCUCGUGUCAUGUCCUUCUAUUUGUACAGAGAGUUUAGCAAUAGUUUCUAGUUUAAGUCCAUACAGUUUCGAUGUUUCUCCUUCAUGUACAGAUGCUCCUCAAAUCACACAUGAUUCAAUACCUAUUGGUGCUAUACCUAUUUUGGCUUCUUCACCGCCGGAGUACACUGAAGCUGUUUCUAGGACAAUCAAUUCGGCUAAUACAGUUUAUCAAGAUUUUCUGAAAUCAGAAGAAGGAAGUGGAUUUUCUGGACAAGUGUGUUUGGUAGCAGAUUCAAUUGGAUCGAUUUUAACAUAUGAUGCUCUUUGUCGAACUAUUAAAUUUCAGUCCAGACAUGGUAGUGAAAAUAGUAUUCUGGAGAACGAGUACCCACACAAAGAUGAACUUCAAGUGAAUGACACAGGACUUCUUGCAGCGCCUCCUGCGAGAAGGAGAUCAUCAUCUACUAGUGAUCCAUCUGGAAAUGCUAAAUUUGAUUUUGACGUAUCAGAUUUCUUUAUGUUCGGAACGCCACUUGCUCUAGUUUUAGCUUAUCGCAAAAUGGCAACAGCAGAAGAUAAGACAAGUCAUAUAGCUAAACCAAAUUGUCUUCAAGUUUACAAUUUAUUCCAUCCAACGGAUCCAGUGGCUACCAGACUGGAGCCACUUUUGUCCGCAAGAUUUUCUAUUUUACCUCCAGUGAAUAUUCCGAGAUAUGUAAAAUAUCCUCUCGGAAAUGGUCAACCCUAUCAUCUUCUUGAAAUUCUUCAAACGAAUCCCCAAAUGUUUAGUGAUUCAUCUCAGCCUAGACGCCUAUCUGAAGUUUCAAUUCAAAGUACAGUUUCUGGAUUGAUUGAUAAUAUACCGCUUCAAGCAAUUUCUGCUUUGCAACAAAAAUGGUGGGGCAGUAAAAGAAUGGAUUAUGCUCUAUACUGCCCAGAAGGCUUGUCCAAUUUUCCAACGAACGCUUUACCACACCUUUUCCACGCCAGCUACUGGGAAAGUAGCGACGUUAUUGCGUUCAUCUUGCGUCAAAUAGGUGGCAUCGACACAGGCCCGGUGAGUGGUAUAGAAGAUAGGGAAGCAACGUUCAAGCCAGGUCAGCCUAGGGAGAAGUGGCAGAGAAAACGAACGUCUGUAAAGUUGAAGAAUGUUGCAGCUAACCACAGAGCAAACGAUGUCAUAGUCAAAGAUGGUGCUCCACAACAACUGGUAGCAAGGUUUAUGUAUGGUCCUCUAGACAUGAUUACCCUGACAGGCGAAAAAAUUGACAUUCACGUGAUGAGCGAUGUUCAAACUGGUGAAUGGACUCAUCUUUCCACCGAAGUGACGGACAAAACCGGAAGAAUAACAUACGUUAUACCAGAUGAUAAAACUUUGGGAUAUGGGAUAUAUCCAGUUAAAAUGGUCGUCAGAGGAGAUCAUACGUCUGUAGAUUUCUGUCUCACUGUCGUUCCUCCAAAAACUGAAUGCGUCGUAUUCAGUAUUGAUGGCUCUUUCACCGCUAGCAUGUCCGUUACGGGCAGAGAUCCAAAAGUGAGGGCUGGUGCUGUUGAUGUUGUUAGGCAUUGGCAAGAACUGGGCUUCUUGAUCAUAUAUAUCACCGGGAGACCUGAUAUGCAACAUCGCAAAGUAGUGUCCUGGUUAUCACAGCAUAAUUUUCCCCAUGGCUUGGUCUCUUUUGCUGAUGGUAUAUCAACUGACCCCUUAGGGCACAAAGCUGCUUAUCUGAAUAAUCUCAUACAGAACCACGGAGUUUUAAUCCACGCAGCUUACGGUAGCGCCAAGGACAUAAAUGUCUAUAAUUCCAUCGGUCUCAAGGCGAAGCAGAUAUUCAUCGUUGGCAAAGUUUCGAAGAAACAGCAACAACAGGCAGUAAUUCUUUCGGAAGGUUAUGCAGUUCAUUUGAACACUCUAAUGGCCCAUGGAGGUUCAAGACCCGCCCAAGGAAACGCGAGAAUGGUUAUUCCACGAGGAUAUUUCAAUUUGCCAGGACAGAGUUUCUUUCGUCGUAAGAGUACCCGCUCUGCCAAGAGGUCCACCUCUUAUCCAAUUCAGACUGAAACGUCUCCUUUAGAGAGGUCACUGAGUAGCCGUCGUUAUCAGUUGCCUAAACCCACACUUUCAACUAUUGGAAAUCACUCACCUGGACCGUUACUGUCACCAGUCGAUCAUUGAUUGCAUUAUUAGAUGAUAAUAUUCCUAAUAUUUCUAUUUUUGUAAAAUACUCAAAAUGAAUAUAGGUAUAUCCGAAACGAUUGUUCUGUUCAAGUUUUCUAACCGACAAAAUAUUUUAAUAUUGUUACUAAAAAAUAUACCGAAAAUUAUAGUGAAAAACACAUAACAAGAGUGGGUUUAUGGAGAUUGAAAUUGAAAAUUAUUGUGCAAGAAUGCCCCUUUUCAUAUACUCCAUAGCUUAAUUUAAAUUGUUGUUUUUCAAUUAAUCAUUUCAAAUAUUCUUCCAAUUUGUUAUAGAUCUGUUCUGUUGUUCGUUAAUGAGAGUUGAUAAGUAAAAUACAUGUCAAGUAAUAUUCUCUUCGCCUAAUACUUCAUUGAAUGGAUGAGUUUUAUUGGUGAAUGAUUGUAAAAAUGGUUGCAUGAAAUAAAUAGCUAAAACUGGUUCUUUCAAUGGAAAACGAUGAUCUUCGAGAAUGUGAAAUAUUUAUAAUAUUUUGCCCUCACUAUACGUUGAUAUUUUUUCUGUGACGGAGUAGCGUUUUAAAAGUUUUUCAUAUAAAUUAUUUUAAAUGACAUCAAUUUUCAGUAAAUGAAAACUUGAUCUUUACCAUAAAUUCGAAUAUCAUGAGGACUUUUUAUCAAUAAAGUUUUCAGUUCCUUAUUGGCAUAUUCUGGAUGUGGGUAAUUGGAGAUAUAUGUAUAAUAUGAAAUAAGUGAUAAAAUAAAAAGUGAAAAUUGUAUAUGUAUCAUGUACAUACAAAAAUUGUUUUUUUUAAUUGUUGUAGACAUUGUAACAUAAGUCUCUGUUGAAUUUGUUGUUGAUAUUUGAAAUUUAUUUUAUUCCAAGCGCGUUUAGUAUAAAGUAUA
Messenger RNA from Harmonia axyridis, 5168 nucleotides. It is a transcript of the gene rdgB, whose product is annotated as protein retinal degeneration B. The transcript is spliced from 25 exons. Gene Ontology annotation, molecular function: phosphatidylinositol binding; metal ion binding; phosphatidylcholine binding. Bases 570 to 4301 code for a protein of 1243 amino acids. Gene Ontology annotation, biological process: phospholipid transport. The record is from RefSeq and is a predicted model, not a curated record. NCBI's taxonomy places the organism in Eukaryota, Metazoa, Arthropoda, Insecta, Coleoptera, Coccinellidae. Gene Ontology annotation, cellular component: cytoplasm.